Sparassis crispa is the source of this 189-nucleotide messenger RNA. RefSeq lists its product as hypothetical. NCBI's taxonomy places the organism in Eukaryota, Fungi, Basidiomycota, Agaricomycetes, Polyporales, Sparassidaceae. The transcript is spliced from 4 exons. The coding region runs from base 1 to 189 and encodes 62 amino acids. The record is from RefSeq and is a predicted model, not a curated record.
AUGUACGCCAGCUUGUCGUCGAUCCUGUCCGUUUUCAUCCUCGUCGCACUGGUCUCGGCGAGAAGUAUUGCGUACUCAAAGGCGAAAGGAAGCCUGCAGAUAGCAGGGACCGCGGAGUUUGAGCCCGAAAAGGGACAGGUUGAGGAACGCGGAGGCUGCUACGCAGAUGACUGCACAGUACCGUGGUGA